AUGUAUUCUCCGCUGGUUUCCGCUCUCGCGCUUGCUGUGUCCUUCCCUUUUCUGGUAUCAGCCAGCCCUAUAGACGUUUCAGAUCUUCCGGCACAAAACGCAACGGAGUUUGCCCUAGUGAGGGCGAACAAGUACGGCUACCCACUUGUUCCAUUCAGCAAACUCGCGUUGCCGAUCCUGAGCGACAGCUCUUCCAACACGUUUCAACACACAAAGAACCUUCCAACUCCUGAUUCCACAUCUGUUGAUUUUCCUAAUUUGAAUAUCCUUUCGUCAACGGCAAUCAUUGAUCUGGCUGCUGCCAAUGUCAUCGUGAACAUUCCUUCCAUUCCGGAUCGGUUCUGGGUUUUCGCAUUUUACGACAUCUACGGAAGCAAUUUUGCUAAUGUCGGUGUUGUUGGGGGCUAUGCCGAAGGAAAAUACCGUAUAUCCUAUCGGCCCGGCAAGCCAGGUAUUGAACGAGGCGAUGGGGACUAUCAGGGGUAUGUGUAUUCUCCAACUCCAUACGGAGUAUUAGUGGCCCAGCUGCAGGUCAAGAAUGCCCCGGAUGUGGAUGAGGUAAAUCUGCUACAGGAAAAUAUGGAAUUAUCCGAAGUGCCAAUUCGAACCCAACUUGCCCCUCGUCUGACGAAAUAUUUACUGGAUGGUGGAUCUUCCGGAAACCCCACGGAGGAGCUGUUACAAUUGACUGCCAGGCUCUCGUUCUUCAACCUACCCAGUGUUGCGUCCGAGAUCCCAAGAGUCACUGCAAUUUUACAAUUGGCCGGCUGUUCCCAAGGCUCGUAUGCAACGCCCUGGGGUGUUGAUCUCAACCGGGCGGCCAAAGUUGCCAACAGCAGUGUGUUGGGAGUCCCUCAGUCCCCGGAAUAUUUCCAGGAUUUACAGAACGGUUGGCAGGGACCACAGUCAGAAUGGCAAGGCAAAUAUAAGACAUUUUAUCUUGCUAGGGCCUGGUCCGCUCAUGUCAACUAUUUGGCAUUGGACGCAAACCAGGCAUUAUACCCCUCAUACUCUGAUGGGAAUAACAAGCUCAGUCUUGAACCCAAUCAAGCAUAUAAGCUGACAUUCGAGAGUCUGCCUCCGCUAGCAACAUCCGGGUUUUGGAGCUUGACCGCUUAUGGCGCUAAUAAGGGGCUUGUGGAGAAUUCUUUGAACCAAUACUACGUUGGAAGUUCCACUGGUCUUACCUCUUCGGAUGGGAAAUAUGAGAUCUUCCUUCAAUCUGAACAGCCGGCCAUCGGGGCAUCUAACUGGUUGCCGACACCUUCUGGUGGGGGUGAGGUUUCGUUCGCUCUCCGAAUCUAUGGACCUGGAGACGGACUAAAAGAUGGGUCGUGGUCAUACCCUGUGGUUGAAAAGGUGGAUGCUACGACUGGAUUGUCUCUGCCAUCUACCAUCGCUGGUGGCCAACAGGUUUUGGAUCACGCUCGUUUUUUAGAACUCUAG
This is a messenger RNA of Penicillium verhagenii, 1446 nucleotides long. RefSeq lists its product as uncharacterized. The coding region runs from base 1 to 1446 and encodes 481 amino acids. The record is from RefSeq and is a predicted model, not a curated record. The transcript has 6 exons. NCBI's taxonomy places the organism in Eukaryota, Fungi, Ascomycota, Eurotiomycetes, Eurotiales, Aspergillaceae.